AUGAGUGAAGAUAACAGUACUUCCGUAUUGAUCAAUCCAGUUUAUCAGAAUCCUCAUUAUGCUGCUUUAUUUAAAGAAACUUUGUUGGGUCAAAGUCAGUUUUCUGAUCCUUUUCCAUAUUUUUCAUUACCUAAUUUUCUCACUAAUCAACAAUUUGUCACUAAUUUACGGCAAGAAUUGGAACAAGUUCAAUAUAAUCGUAGAGAGAAUGACCUUUUUUCGUUGUAUCAAACAGAUGAUCUAAAAAACUUUGAUCGAGACAAAUUUCCAUUGUUAACACGCUUCAGAGAACUGUUCUGCACUGAUGUCUUGCAGUGGUUACGAAAUAUCUCGAGUGUGAAUUUAACUGAUGAUGUUGCUAUAACUAGCAGUAAAUAUUGUUAUACUGAUUUACUUUUGCCACAUGAUGAUCGAUGUGAAAAACGCAAAUUUGCCUUUAUAUUUUAUUUGACACCAAAUUGGAAAGAAACUGAUGGUGGGCAGUUGGUAUUGUUUAAUUCAAAUGAUAAAAGCAAUCCAACAUCAGUUGGUCGGAUCGUGACUCCAGCAGAAAAUAUGUUGACCAUUUUCGAAGUGUCACCACGUUCAUGGCAUAUGGUUACAGAGGUUCGAUGUCAACAAGAACGCCUUUCAUUACAUGGUUGGUUUCACCACGACGUGAAUGAUGAUGCCAGUCAUUUUAAUCUUGACCAUAUUGAAAAAUUGGUGAAACCGCAUUUGGAUAUUACGUAUAAUGAAGUGUUGGAAUGGAUUAAUGAAGAUUACAUAGCUCCUAAUCAGCAGCAGGAUAUUCGCUCUUUCUUUAAAAGUAAUUCAGAAAUCAGUUUGGCAGGUUUUAUCUCUGAGAAUAAGUUGGGAUCAUUGUUACACGAACUGGAUAAUGCGGACUUUAAAAUAGUUGGACCUGUGAAUAAAAAAAAAUUGGAAAUAUUACAAGAAACUGUUUUACCUAAGGAUAGCAGUCUGUCUUGUCUAUUGCGUCUAAUGCAGUCUCAAGCAAUGGCUUUACUGAUUUCACAGUGGACUGGUUUACCUCUGUAUCCCAUCGAAAAUGAAGUCACCACUGAGCAAGGUAUAAGAUGUAAUACAUUAGUAUAUCGUAUUUGCGAAGGUUAUUAUACAAUGGUUGAUGAUCAGGUAAUUGAUGAGAUGGAACAACUUGGUUAUGGCUUGAAUUUCAAGCUCAUUUUGUGUGCGAAUGAAUGGAAUGAAGAACAUGGUGGUUUCAUAAGUUACAUUGCAAAGGAGCUGGAAGAUGAGGUAACUCGAUUUGUUCCGGCCAACAAUCAUGCAGCUUUAGUACUUAUUGAACCAGGGAUUUAUCCAUUCAUAAAAUAUGUCAAUUGUAAAGCUAAACAAAAAUGCUAUUAUAUGAUCGACUGUUAUUUUUAUGGCUUUCGAUUACCCGACGAUUUUGUUACUAGCAGUGAAGAGAGUCUAGAAAGUGGAAUUGAGUAUGAAGAUGGAAGUGAAAAUGAAGGUGGAAAUAAUAGGCCUGGUCCGAAUAAUUAA
Molecule: messenger RNA, 1512 nt
Organism: Thelazia callipaeda (thelaziosis nematode)
Lineage: Eukaryota; Metazoa; Nematoda; Chromadorea; Rhabditida; Thelaziidae
Source: the annotation of a GenBank genome assembly